Falco peregrinus (peregrine falcon) is the source of this 1740-nucleotide messenger RNA. RefSeq names its product dual specificity phosphatase 15 (gene DUSP15). Gene Ontology annotation, molecular function: protein tyrosine/serine/threonine phosphatase activity. Gene Ontology annotation, biological process: regulation of cell population proliferation; positive regulation of JNK cascade; protein dephosphorylation. The record is from RefSeq and is a predicted model, not a curated record. NCBI's taxonomy places the organism in Eukaryota, Metazoa, Chordata, Aves, Falconiformes, Falconidae. Gene Ontology annotation, cellular component: cytosol. The coding region runs from base 339 to 986 and encodes 215 amino acids. The transcript has 7 exons.
GGGAGUUUCUCCUCCUUUGUCUGCUCCCGGCGAGAGCAGCAGCCAGUGCGCGGCAGUGCCGGAGCACCCAGGGAAAGGCCUUGGCAGGAGCCGCAGAGGACGGCGGCCGAGCUUCCCUCUGCUCCGGCACAGCUGCCACCAGCUCGGCCUUGCUGCGCUGGGAGCAAGCCCACCCGCCACGGGCAGCGAUCCCGCGGGGGCCACGCUUUUCAUGACGGAAACCCGAGCGGGGAGCGUCCAGAGCGGGGACUGCAGCUGCGCCUGGGGACGGGGAGGACGGCAGCAUUGGGGACAAGGACACCUGGCCCCCGUCUCCCCUGCAGCACUCGCUGCCGGCCAUGGGAAACGGCAUGAGCCAGAUUCUUCCCGGCCUCUACCUUGGCAACUUCAUCGAUGCCAAAGACCUGGAGCAGCUAAGCCGGAACAAGAUCACCCACAUUGUUUCGAUCCAUGAAUCUCCCCAGCCCUUGCUGCAGGACAUUACCUACCUCCGCAUCCCCCUGCCCGACACCCCUGAGGCCAACAUCAAGAGGCACUUCAAGGAAUGCAUCAGUUUUAUCCACCAGUGUCGCCUGCACGGAGGGAACUGCCUCGUUCACUGCCUUGCUGGCAUCUCUCGCAGCACCACCGUGGUUGUUGCCUACGUCAUGGCUGUCACAGAGCUGAGCUGCCAGGAGGUCCUGGAGGCCAUCCGAACCGUCCGGCCCGUCGCCAACCCCAACCCCGGCUUCAGGCAGCAGCUGGCUGAGUUCAGCGGUGGCGCAGCCCGCAAGGUCCGCAGGCACCUGAAGCAGAGGUAUGGGACAUCCCCUUUUAACGACGAGGAAGAAAUAAAGGCCUUGCUGCCAGUGGGGAGAGGAGGACCAUCCAGGACAGAGGGAGCUCUGCAAGGACUGGUCCCAAGAGCCAGAGACAUCAGGAGCACAACUCCCUUCCUGCUGCGGGUGAAGAGGACGUUCUCCUGCAUCCCAGCUUGUCUGAAGUGACCCCAGCCAAGGGAGAGCACAAGAAUCACCCAACAGCCUGGGAGAGACGAAGGAGCCACAGCACAGCGGGCCGGGGCAUCACUGUGCAGGGGAGCCACGCCAAGCCCAGCUCCUUCUUCUCUUCUGGGGUGUCAGUGUGCCAUCCUCUGUCCUGGCUUUCAGCUGUCGGGGAGGGAUUCAUGUGCACCACCGGGCUUUGCAGCGCUCGGUGGGCUCAGCCUUUUCACAUCCAGCAUAUUGGGGAUGCCUGGUGAAAGGCGCAGGUUUGUGCCCCAAGGUCACUGUGGGCUCCUGCUUGGGGCAGAGUGACAGAAGGGGGUCUUUCCUGCCAUGGAUCCAGCACCCAGGUGAUGCCAGCAGCAGCUUUAGCACUUAGGUACCUGCUGCACAGGCCUCAGGGUGCACAGGGUGCAGGAUAGCUGGCACUCCCCUCAGAGCGGUUUUCCUACCAGCAGCACAAGCUCCCAGAGCCGAGGUGGCUGCGGAGCAGGGAUGCGCGGGUGUAUCAGCAGGUAAUGCCACUGCACCAGCCCCCAGGCAAGGGUCCAGCUCCAGUCCAGCCAAGCACUAGCCCUGAGCGAGCACUGUAGCUUUAGGAGUCCAUUGCACCCCAUUCCUACCCAUCCCAGGGCACAAUAUGUAAAAGGUGGGAACAAAGUGUUUAACUUGGCCAGACCUCACUAAAGCAGAGCCUUAAGCCAUUUUGCUUAAAGACUUUCUAUGUCCCUCCAAUAAUAAACACCUAUUCUCCAUG